Molecule: messenger RNA, 811 nt
Organism: Suillus paluster
Lineage: Eukaryota; Fungi; Basidiomycota; Agaricomycetes; Boletales; Suillaceae
Exons: 4
Coding region: 174-713 (179 amino acids)
Source: RefSeq, a predicted model, not a curated record
CAUCAGUGCGAUGUGACUCAGCCUGAGAGUUCGGCUGCAACGAUCGUGACCGAUUCGUUUUCAACUACGAAGAAGGUCGAGAAUAUUCAAGAUGGCAGUGCACGCGUCUCGUGACACGCUGAAAGAAGACAACUCAAAGAAGUAAGAAGCAUCGGCGCUUAUUGUGUGUAUGCAUGUUAUUCUACUCUCAUUCGAAUCCUCCGGUGGGUUCAGACUACAUGGUAGUAGUCGAGCGCUGGGCUCGCGCCCCUAUUCCCCCAGGCCGUCGGUGUCGCAGCGAUAAGAACCGCCAUAUCUCCCCCACUAGCCAGGCUAUCCAGCACUCCGGGUCCAAACUAACAUCUAUGAUCUCUCGGUUCAAGUUGACAUUGAAGAUUGAGCUUCACCGCGUAAAUCCAUUCAGCACGUCGCCGCGCCUUAUGUAUUCAAGUCACUUUAUCGAUAACAUAAUCGACAAACAUCCCUUGAACCGGAUUCUAGGGAUGACGUCUCAAGAUUUUGCGGAAUGCAAGUGUCAGGCUGCUGUGCCACGUAGUCACUCGUUGGAGGAACUGACAAAGAUCAUCCGAGUCCUGUCACGUCGACAGACCCUCCUGAGGUUCCUUACAAGCGAGUUCGAGGAUCAACUGUCACUGGGUGGGUUCUCCACGAUCUGUAGAUCAGUGGGGGCCAGCGUAAUCGUGGUGAAUGGUACUCUCAAGAGCAAGGUUUAAUAGCGGGGAUCAGUUGCUUCUAUCAUCAAACUCAAACGUGUUGGUGAGUCGCACCCCACCGGAUGCCAAAACCUAUUCGAUGGAAGGAUAUGGUUCAG